Polyodon spathula (Mississippi paddlefish) is the source of this 1921-nucleotide messenger RNA. RefSeq names its product LysM, putative peptidoglycan-binding, domain containing 4 (gene lysmd4). The record is from RefSeq and is a predicted model, not a curated record. The transcript is spliced from 3 exons. Lineage: Eukaryota; Metazoa; Chordata; Actinopteri; Acipenseriformes; Polyodontidae.
CAUUCUCCGCCCUUUAAGGGGACAUUUCUCCUCUUUACACACAAGUAGAUACACGCACAGAGUGUGACUUGCUGAGCUCCCUUGUCAAGACUGGUCAUACCACUCCUCGUUAAAUAUGCCAAACUUUAAAAUCACCCACAUCUGCUAUUGAACCAGAACCCAGGACUCUUCCAGUUCAGGUGCUGCCAGCAUGAUAAGGCUAAGGGAUUCGCUCCUGAGACCCUUCCAGGCCCCCGUGGAUGUCCUUGCUAGUGAGGAGGGCCGUGUCUACCUGUUUGGCCUCCCCCCUCCCCCUCCCCUCCCCUCCCCCUGAGGGAACCAGUCCUCGGAGGAUGAGUUUAAUGUGAUGGAGCUGAGACCCAGAGGCCGGGAGCAGGCGAGGCUCAAUCGAGAGAAAGUGGGGGACGUGCUGCUAUUAGAGAGGGACAUCUUGGAGGGAGACAACCUCAACAAGUUAGCUCUGCAAUAUGGCUGCAAAGUUGCAGACAUUAAGCGUGUGAACAACCUAAUACGGGAGCAGGACUUUUAUGCCUUGAAAGUCGUCAAGAUCCCAGUGAAGAAACACAGUGUUUUAACAGAGACCAGCAAUGAUCUGAAGGAGCCUCAAGCCUCUUCCUCCCAGUGUCUCAACCUGCUUGCAGAGCCCUCCCUGUAUGAGGACGCAGCUGUGGCUGGCCGCUGUGGGACAGAUAUUAAAGAAUGCACUGACUUUCUCAAAGAAAUAGACCAUGAUAUUGAGAGGCUGAUCCAGUCCACUGAUGAUCUGGAAGAGGUGUCUUGUUUGGAGCCGCAUGGCAGGCCUCCCCAUGGUACAGGAAACCCUAAUCCCUCUCCUCACGGGUCAGACUGGGGGAUCCAGUGGUGGAACGCAGUUGCGCUCAUGCUUUUAAUUGGUAUUAUUCUGCCAGUAUUUUACGUGGUUUAUUUUAAAACGCAGGACAGCGAGUCUGCCUUCCUGGACCCUGCCACCUCUCUCUGUGUUUCCAGUCCUACCUCAAACUGCUUGGAGAUUAAUGUGACUGCUUUGAUUCCUGGGAAGAGUUAAGCCAUUCAAAAAAACUCCUUCAUCUCCUUUUUCAAGUGGAAUAAAAGAAACGCCAAAUGAACGGUCAGACACAUUAGGAUAAAAUGAUGCUUGGGAAGGGGCAUGGAUACCCUCUUAAUGUACUUGGAGGGCAUUACAUUACAGUAUUGGGCUCCAGGGAAAAUGUCCCGUGUGCAUGCCCUGUAAUGCCAUACAUUGUGAAAGCUUCUGAGACUCUGUGGGUAUAGUAAUAGAGACUAGAGAUAUCUACAGGUUUCAUAUGGGCUGGCUUGACAUGCACACAUUUUAGAAUGCCCUAAAUCUACCACACAUUUGUGCCAAUUUCAGGAACCAGGAAGUGCCACACUUAGGAUCCCAACCAUUAAAUUGGUGAGGUUUGUAUCAGCUUCCACAGAACACUGUACACACAGAGCAUUCGGUACAGUAAUAAUUGUGAGUGUAUUAUCUCACUAACUCGUCUCUUAUAAAACCAGUAUUGCACAGUUUUAUGCCACACUGCUUGUGAAACAUACAGCAGGGCACUCCUUUGCAAGGAUGUGUUCUGUUGCACCGACAAGUCACAGAUGUCAAACAAAUGACAAAUCCAGGCUUUUUGUAUUGAGGGUUACUACAGGUACACAGAAGUUUGAAGUCUUCUUUACAGCAGUUAAAGUAUUCUUUAAAAUACUGCUUGAAAACAUAAUUACUGGUUUAGUGAAAAGUUUUGAAACCAGAUAUAAUCAAGGUGUUUUAGAAAAUAAACUUGUUCUUCUAUUUACACUUUUUAAAAAAAGGUUUGUCUAAUUGCGUUUAUAACGAUCGCUACUACAGCUCUGGCCAAAGGUUUUGCAUCACCCUAUUAAAAUGAGCUAAUUUUGCUUCAUAAAGUCAAAUGAA